GAUGCGGGAAGGAAAUAGCGUUUAUCAGGACAGUUGUGCAAAAUGAACAGCAGCUUCCUCAUUUAUUGCUGCAUGUGUUUCCUUGUACAAAAGUUCCUUCGCUGAAGUAGGUUGACGAAAAUCAGCAGAAUAAACCACAAUAAGUCUUUCUCCAUGUUCAGAUGGGAUACAUGACUAUAGAGGAGCACAGCUCCACCGUGCUCCACCUGAAGAGGUCCCCCGGGAUCCGGUCCUGGUCUCUGCUUGUUGGCAUAGCCUCUGUUGGCUUGGCAGCUGCUUACUAUAGCUCAGACAGUAUCCCCUGGAAGGUUUUCUACAUCGCUGGCUGCCUCUUUGUGGCCAUGCAGAACAUGGAGGAGUGGGAGGAAGCAGUAUUUGACAAAACCAAGAACUUGAUUGAGCUCAAGACGUUUAGCUUGUAUACCUAUGUCCUUACGUUAUGGAGGAAGGGCCAAGAGAAAGUUGUGUUGGACCUGACGCACCUUCAUGACAUCUGUGUCCAAGAGGAGAGGGUUCGUUACUUGGGGAAAGGCUAUUUGUUGAUGCUGCGGCUGGCGACGGGUUUCUCCUACCCCCUCACCCAAAGUGCUACACUGGGAGGACGUAGUGAUGUGGAGGCAGUGGCAGCAUUGCUAAAACGCUUUCUGGGUGUGGAGGAGCUGCAGCGGUGCAGGCACCAGGAGGAAAAGGCAGAGUUUGGAGAAGAUGAGGAUGAAGAAGGAGAUUCUUUGGACAACAGCAGCGAGUCAGUGGAUGAAGAUGAACUUUGACCUCUGUGUGACACACACUUGUAUUGUAAGUUUAGGUGGAUUGAAAUGCAUUACAGAGGUUAUGGAUUUAAUAAGUUAAUUUAGCACAUGCAUGCGAAGUUAGUUCCUCCCUACAGCAUUACUUCAUAAGUCAGAAAAGGUUAAGGCAGC
This is a messenger RNA of Sphaeramia orbicularis (orbiculate cardinalfish), 920 nucleotides long. RefSeq names its product cytochrome b-245 chaperone 1 (gene cybc1). Bases 162 to 770 code for a protein of 202 amino acids. The transcript is spliced from 6 exons. NCBI's taxonomy places the organism in Eukaryota, Metazoa, Chordata, Actinopteri, Kurtiformes, Apogonidae. The record is from RefSeq and is a predicted model, not a curated record.